Messenger RNA from Bicyclus anynana (squinting bush brown), 1300 nucleotides. RefSeq names its product NAD-dependent protein deacylase sirtuin-5, mitochondrial. Bases 92 to 970 code for a protein of 292 amino acids. The transcript has 4 exons. Gene Ontology annotation, molecular function: protein-malonyllysine demalonylase activity; protein-succinyllysine desuccinylase activity; NAD+ binding. NCBI's taxonomy places the organism in Eukaryota, Metazoa, Arthropoda, Insecta, Lepidoptera, Nymphalidae. The record is from RefSeq and is a predicted model, not a curated record.
UUGAAUGUCAAACUUCAAAAUAGUACUUGGUGUUUUAUGUAAAUAUUUUGAUUAAAUUUAUUAUGGAAAUUGGUAUUUAAAACUAUUUGCUAUGUUUCUUAGCUCAAUAAGAGUAUAUAAUACAAUAGUUUCAAGAAGUUUUCGUUUAACAAUGGCUACACGGCAGUCUAGUGAUACGGCAAAGUUCAAAGAACAUUUAGAUGGAGCAAAAGAGGUUGUUAUUUUAUCCGGGGCAGGAAUAAGUGCUGAAUCAGGGAUACCCACGUUUAGAGGUGCAGGCGGAUACUGGAGAAAGUAUCAAGCGGCCUCCUUAGCGACGCCAGAAGCAUUCCAUACCAGUCCCAGUUUGGUUUGGGAAUUUUACCAUUAUAGACGAGAAGUUGCCGCCAAGGCCCAGCCUAAUGCGGGUCACUUAGCUAUUGCUGAUUAUGAAAAGAAGAAUGGAGCCAAUAAAAAAAUCACAGUAAUUACACAAAAUGUGGAUGGACUACACAAAAGAGCAGGCACAAAUAACUUGAUUGAACUACACGGUAACUUGUAUAAAACUCGCUGCACUAAAUGCAAAGAAGUUUUAGAGAAUACAGAUUCCCCUAUAUGUGAGGCACUAGCCAAUCGUGGGGCACCAGACUCAAAUGUAGUGGGAUCAGAUAUCCCAGUUAAAUCUUUACCACACUGCAGAAAGCCCAACUGUGGUGGUCUACUAAGACCACACAUCGUGUGGUUUGGGGAAGGCUUAGACCCUAUUGUGCUGGAGCAAGCAGGAGCAGCAAUGUCCAGCUGUGAUGUCUGUUUAGUAGUAGGAACCUCUUCAGUGGUGUACCCUGCAGCCAUGUUUGCCCCCCAAGCAGCACAAAGAGGGGCAAUUGUCGCUGAAUUUAACAUUGAACCUACCCCUGCAACACCAGACUUCCAUUUUUACUUUGAAGGUCCUUGUGGUACAACUCUGCCUAAAGUUUUAUCAGCUAAUUAAGCUUUCGCUAAUUUGGCUAGAGUGUGCAACAUAACUGCUAUUACAUCCUAAACAACAAUUAAAUAAUUUGUCCUAGUACAGCACAAUGUAUAUGUUUGUGAAGAUGAAAGAGAAAUUAAAAGAAAUGAAAUGAAAAGAAUGAAAGAAAUGAAAGAUUCUGAUUUAACCUUUGUAGGAACUGUAAAUAGUUUUAAAGAAUCUUGUUUUGUUAGUUGGGUAUUUGAAAUAAAGAUAUAAAAUAUAAUGUAUAUAAUUAUGUAUGUAGAUAUAUCAUAAGAAUAAAAUGCUUUAUUAAAUUAUUGAAAAAUUAUAUUUUUAUCACAAUUCUUA